Messenger RNA from Emys orbicularis (European pond turtle), 1383 nucleotides. It is a transcript of the gene TNFRSF11B, whose product is annotated as TNF receptor superfamily member 11b. Gene Ontology annotation, biological process: signal transduction. The record is from RefSeq and is a predicted model, not a curated record. Gene Ontology annotation, molecular function: protein binding. The coding region runs from base 1 to 1383 and encodes 460 amino acids. The transcript has 6 exons. NCBI's taxonomy places the organism in Eukaryota, Metazoa, Chordata, Testudines, Emydidae.
AUGAACAAGUUCCUGUGCUGCACGCUUGUGUCAGUGUUGGUUAUUAUUGCACUAAUGCUGAUCAGUAUCUCCAGGUCUUGGGAGAACAUUCUUGCUUUAGGACUUUCUAAACAGCUCAAUUUUGCUUUGUAUACACAAACAUAUGAUGAAUUAGUAGCAGUGUCCCUCAUGUCAUUGCAGGAAAUGUCAUUGCCCCGGCAGCAGUUCUUGGAUAUCUCUGUUAAGUGGACAACUCAAGAAACCGCUCCCCCAAAGUAUCUCCAUUAUGACCCAGUAACAUCUCGCCAACUGAUGUGUGACCAGUGCCCGCCGGGAACCUAUGUAAAACAGCACUGUACAGCUACAAAAAAGACUGAAUGUGCACCAUGUCCAGAUCAGUACUAUGCAGAGGACUGGAACAACAACGAUGAAUGCCAGUACUGCAACAUAGUGUGCAAAGAGCUGCAGUAUGUGAAGCAAGAAUGCAACAGUACACAGAACCGCAUCUGUGAAUGUACUGAAGGGAGAUACCUUGAGCUAGAAUUUUGUUUAAGGCACACAGAAUGUCCUCCUGGAUUUGGUGUAGUACAACCAGGCACCCCUGAGAGUGACACCAUUUGCCAGAGAUGUCCAGAAGGAUUUUUCUCAAAUGAAACUUCAUCCAAAGCAGCCUGUGAAAAACACACAAACUGCAGUGCACUGGGUCGUAAAAUAGCACUGACUGGCAAUGCGGUUCGUGACAAUAUGUGUCGUGAAAACACGGAUGCAUCAGCUCAAAAAUGCGGAAUAGAUGUAACCCUAUGCGAGGAAGCAGUUUUCAGGUUUGCUGUUCCUGAAAAACUCACUCCUAACUGGCUGAAUGUACUAACGGACGGUUUGCCUGGGACAAAGAUUAAUGCAGAAAAUAUAGAAAGGAUUAAACAAAAACAUAGUUCUCAAGAACAGAUGUUCCAACUGUUGAAAUUAUGGAAGCAGCAAAACAAAGAACAGGAUAUGGUCAAGAAGAUCAUUCAAGAUAUUGAUCUCUGUGAAAACAGCAUUUUAAAACAUAUUGGCCAGGCUAAUCUAACCUUUGAACAUCUCAACAUUCUGAUGGUGAGUUUACCAGGAAAGAAAGUAAGAAAAGAAGAUAUUCAGCACACUAUGAAGCUGUGCAAACCUACAGAACAAAUUCUAAAGCUUCUUAACCUAUGGAGAAUAAAAAACGCUGAUCAAGACACUAUUAAGGCCCUAACGCAUGGGCUGAAGCAUUUGAAAGCGUACCACUUUCCCAAAAAACCUAUCCAAAGUCUGAAGAAGGUGGUCAAGUUGCUUCACAGUUUUAAAAUGUACCAAUUAUACCAAAAACUCUUUUUUGAAAUGAUAGGGAACCAAGUCCAAUCAGUAAAAAAACGAUGUGUCUAA